This is a messenger RNA of Gossypium raimondii (Peruvian cotton), 780 nucleotides long. Its product is annotated as pathogen-associated molecular patterns-induced protein A70. The record is from RefSeq and is a predicted model, not a curated record. The transcript has a single exon. Lineage: Eukaryota; Viridiplantae; Streptophyta; Magnoliopsida; Malvales; Malvaceae. Bases 1 to 780 code for a protein of 259 amino acids.
AUGUUGGGUUUUAUAGCCAGCUGGUUGACGCCGACGUCUUUGUUCCUCUUCCUCAAUGUCGUCAUCGGCACCAUCUUCCUUAUUUCCAACUUAUUCCCUCCCAAACCACCGCCUCACGACCGCGGAGAAUACUACUCAGCUCCACCACUCCAGCGAAGUCCGUCGUUACUCGACCGGGUCAAGUCAGUUAACUUUUCGACUUUCAAGUUUUCUCUCCCGAACCCGGAUUUCGCUGACGAUUAUCAUCUCCGACAGGAGGAUAACAACUUAGAGCCACACCCGCUCGAGCGAGCACCGUCGAUUCUCGAACGGGUCAAGUCUAUUAACUUAUCCCUCUACAAAUACCCACCUCAAAACCCGGACCCAGUUUACGUCGAACCGUCCCUAACCCGAGCACCGUCGUUGUUACAGCGAGUGACCUCCUUUUGCAGAUCCGACUCCGGUAAACUAAACACAGGAACGGUUCACAACCCUGAAACAGAUGAACCCGGUUCAACCAAACCCGAGCACAACAACAACAACAACAACGUAAAGCAAAUGAAGAAAUCGGCGAGUGAGAAAACAAGGGAAAGAGCCGAAGAAGACGAAGAAGAAGUGGAAAAGAGACGACCGGUGACUACGAGGAUAGAGAAAACGACGUCGUUCGGAGACGGCGACGAUCAAGGCGUCGAUGCCAAAGCCGAUGAUUUCAUCAACCGGUUCAAGCAACAGCUGAAGUUACAAAGGCUGGAUUCCCUGUUACGUUAUAGGGACAUGCUCAAGUCAAGGUCUAGCAACUAA